Mercenaria mercenaria is the source of this 1326-nucleotide messenger RNA. RefSeq lists its product as uncharacterized. Bases 1 to 1326 code for a protein of 441 amino acids. The record is from RefSeq and is a predicted model, not a curated record. The transcript has a single exon. NCBI's taxonomy places the organism in Eukaryota, Metazoa, Mollusca, Bivalvia, Venerida, Veneridae.
AUGCACACAUCUCUCGUCGACCAACAAGAAGUACAACGUUUACAGAAUCAGACGAGAAACAUUCAAGAGCGUCUUAUUGCCAUUGAUAGGAAAACACAGAAAAACAUCGAUAGCAUUGAACAGCAAAGGGACGACGUGCUUGCCAAAAUCGAGGACAUUGAGAGGAGCUUCAUAGAGCAUAUCCGGAAAUUAAAGCAUGGAGCAAUUGGCGCUCUUAACAAGAACUAUACUUCUGAGAAAGAAAACCUGCAGUAUAAUAUCAACAUGAUGGCAAAUUCGAAAAAGGAAAUUGAGACUGUAAGUAGUCAGUUGCAGACAGUUACCAGUAUAGAAGCAGGACAACAGUUUGUUCAGAUGAAACUGAUACAACAGACUGUAAAUGAUGCAGAAAAAUUGGUUGAAGAACGCGAGGCGGCAGGUUGUAAAGCUUUAUGUUUUACAGAAAAUACAGAUUUGAAGACCUCCAUUUUGACAGCGACAACUUUAGGACAUGUGAAUACCGUUACAGAAAAUGAACGUCAAACUGCCCGAAGAAUAUAUAAGGUGAAAUCAAAAAAGAAGAUAAAUAUCAAAAUGCAAAACGACCGUAAGACGUGUUAUAUAAUUGAUGUAUGUCAGCUACAGGACGGUACGAUCAUACUGGCUGACUGCGAUAAUAGGAAUAUUAAGAGGCUUGAUAUGAAUUAUAACUUCAAGGAUCACUGUGACCUAGGUGGCUGUCCUAUGGGUAUCUGUUGUACUGGUCAGAAUGAAGUCGCUGUAAAAAUGAGCAACGACAAGGUUCAGUUUAUAUCAGUCGGCAGUUCAUUUUCUAAGCUAAGAGAGAUAACUGUAGCAUUUGGAUACCUUUUGGGAAUGGUUUACUGUCCUGGAGAACUGUGGAUAUCUACCGGAAAAGGUGUAAAUGUCUACAGUACAUCCGGUACUCUACUGAAAACUGUUAGAAAAGAUAUCUAUGGUCAGAAUAUAUUUAAAUCGGCUAUUCGACAUAUGGCAGUCAGUGGGGAAACUGUUAUCGUAACAGAUUGCAGUGAUGGAGCCGUCUGUCUGGGAAGAGAUUAUACGGUACAAAGAGAACUGCGGGACAAAAGGCUUGUCAACACAUUAGGUGUAAGUGUAUCUAGUGAUGGAACCGUGUUCCUGUCUGGAUGCGAUUCACACAAUAUUGUGAUGUUUGAUAAGAAUGGGAAAUGCCUCGGACAGUUGGUAGCCAAAGACACUGGUCUACAGAAACCAAUUGCGUUACAUUAUGACGACAAAAGGAGUUGUUUAAUCUCAACAUGUGCUAGUUCUGACAAAGUAAUUAUUUUUGAUAUAUCCGAUUGA